AUGGCCGCCGUCGUUCUUUCUUUCGCAGUCGCUGCGCUUUCGGCCUCUUCCGUUCAGGCCCAAGCUGCUACUGGGACUUUUCCAGCAACGCCCCUGGCAUCGAAGCAUUACGCUUACCCUUCUGAAAUACCCUAUAAAGUUGAUACCGACGAAGGCCUGAUUCGAGGAACGCAGUUUGGCUACAAUUUGUGCAACUCGACCACGGAAAACCAAAACUCGCUUUGCCAAACUUCUUUUUUGAACGCUCUUGAUGACUUCUGCCUGUGGGCUCCCUCCCAGCCCAACAGCACUAUCGCCGACACUGAAGGCGAGGAAGUGGCGUGGUGUACCAAAAAGGGCCGUGGGACACGUUUGAUGCCGGAGGGUACUUUGAAGGGCGUUCAGUUCAUGAAGACUCCUGGAUAUCUUCAGGUUGUCGGUUUCAUUGACCAGACAAAAAUCAACCUUCAAGAUGGCGAUUUCGGAGGUGAACUUGAUCCUCAUGGUGCUGAUCUUCGUGGAAACCCUAUGGGUGGUCUGGUGUACUCUACGGGCUGGAGCGCUGAUAACAACACAUACACCCAAGCUAUUGAAUGGCACAACUUCAUGGGUGGCAACGCGUUUUGUUUCAAGGUCUGCGAUCCUUCUGGACCCAACCCAGCUGACCUUUGUCAACACAUCUACGACCGUAUCGGCUGUGCAUACAAUGCGCCUAACAACGCUCAAGAAGGCGUCUUCGAGGCUUGCCAGGGUGACAACCAGGAUCCUCCUGGUGUCUAUACCUCGGGUGGUGUUGUCAUGACCUAUACUCAGCCUGCCGAAUCCCUUGGCGCCAUCACCUCCAUUCCCUACACCGCAAGGAUACCCGCAUCCAGCAACUGUGUCUCCUUCGCAAGCACAGCCUUAUACACCGACGGACCAACUAUAACCAGUAGCGCAUCGAAUUCUGCUAGUACCUCGGGCUCGACAUCGAGAGGAGCUUCGACCGGUGGAUCUGGCGGCAGCGGUACAGCUACCGGCACCGCGUCAGGUGCUGGAGCAGCGUCGACUGGCAAUGGUGCUACUCAGGUAACAAUUUCAGGCAUUGCACUGUUGUCCAUUAUUCUGUCUGCUCUCUACCUUUCAUGA
Messenger RNA from Desarmillaria tabescens, 1107 nucleotides. RefSeq lists its product as uncharacterized. NCBI's taxonomy places the organism in Eukaryota, Fungi, Basidiomycota, Agaricomycetes, Agaricales, Physalacriaceae. The record is from RefSeq and is a predicted model, not a curated record. The transcript is spliced from 5 exons. Bases 1 to 1107 code for a protein of 368 amino acids.